Molecule: messenger RNA, 6040 nt
Organism: Rhineura floridana
Lineage: Eukaryota; Metazoa; Chordata; Lepidosauria; Squamata; Rhineuridae
Gene: PPP1R18
Product: protein phosphatase 1 regulatory subunit 18
Exons: 4
Coding region: 1421-3283 (620 amino acids)
Molecular function (GO): phosphatase binding
Source: RefSeq, a predicted model, not a curated record
UACACCAAGACCCCCAUCUUCCCUUUCCUUUCUCCUCAUCCAUCCUUUGCCUCCUCUCUUUGUCUUUCUAAAAUCUUUCCUCCCCCAGCCCUUUUUUCUUUCUUUUCUCUCUCUCUCUCUCUCUCUCUCUCUCCCCCUUCCGUCUAUUUCCUCUCUUUCUCCGCCGCCCCCCCCUUUCCUGGGUUAAAGGAUUUGAGCAAUGGGGGCGGAGGUGGAGCUCGGCAGAGGAUUAAAAGAAGCGGAUAUGUUAAGAGAUUGAUUAGAGAUUUCUUUCCCCAUCUCAUUUCAUUUCUCGGCCUCACUUUGUCGCUUCGAUCCCGAAAACUUCUUGGGAAGCAGCAGACGAAGAAGGUGGGGAUUUAAAAAAAAAAAUUAAGAAGAAAAGAGAACUAACCACCCCCCCUUUUUCCCGGCAACAACACUGACUCAGAUCCGCUUGGAUCUCCCCUCCCUUCCCCUUCGUUUAAGGGAAGAAAAGAAGACUUCAGAGGCUGUUGAAAUCCCCCCGGCGGUGCCACUCCCCAAGCAAACGCGACCGAGAAGGACCGGCUACCUCCAGCCAGCCAGCCACGCUCCCGGCAAACAUGGGCCAAGCGAGGGAUCCAGCCCACCGUCUGCCCUACACCCCCAAGACCGAGCUGGCUUGAGACUGUGUGUGUGUGUGUGUCGUCGGAAUACCCCUUUGCUCUCCAGGUCCCGAGGAUUGGAGGGGAUUUCCUGCCUUCUGGGGCAGCCACUGCCAGGGAUCCGAACAAGCCACCGCAUCAGGGUUCUAAAUUUCGGAGAGGAACAACCCUUCUUAUCCUGCCGGCAUCGGCUCAGCCUCUCGGACGCCUGGGUUCUAUUGGAUCCGUGAAACAUUCCGUGGAAGGUGGGGCGAAAGAGAGGGGGAAAGGAGGCUUCUGGUCUGGGUUUAUAUCCAAGUACUCGCCCUUCCAACCAUCGGGUGCUUGGGUUCUCUCUAAUUACUGAGAUUAUAUCCACCGCUGACUAAAAGAUUCUUUUGAUCUUCUGGUUCCUCUCCUUACUCCAGGGUUCUCUCGAGUUACUGGAACACUCCACCAUUAUAUAUAUAUAUCUGAGCUCCUGGACACCUGGAUUCUUUGAAUUUUCUGAGUAAGAAAUUCUUGUUCUAGGAACAUCCACCACAUCCUUUGGACUUUUGGGCUCCAACUGAGCUGCUGCAAUUUGAACCUACAUUUCCCAUUGCUUUGGCUUGUACUUAUUUCCUCGUGUGGAAUCUUGGCUUCUGACCCAGUUAAGUACCUUAAGAGGUGGAGUUAGGUACCAAAGUCACCAUAGCACCCACACCUUUCCAUCGUUCUUGGUUUUGCUGGCUUUCAAACUCCUGGAAUUGCUUGAAAUUCUCAGAUUCAGACUCUGGUUUUCCUCCCCGCUGUCCUCCACUCCUGAGGCGAAGAUGUCUUCUGCUCCAGCUCUGCCGGAGUGGAAACUCCAGCUACUGGAGCGUCGGCGUAAGGAGGAGGAGGAGGCCCGCCGGCGGGAACGAGAACAGCAAGACCGCAUGGCAAAGAUGCCAGCCUGGAAACGGGAGAUCAUUGAAAGGCGCCGGGCCAAGCAGGGCUCCAGCACCUCUUUCUCUGAGCCUGGUGGGCCAGGGGGAACUGAGAGUGGGGCAGCCCCUGCCACACCACCACCCUGCCAAGAGGGGGAGCCAGAGAGUUCUGUGUUGCAGGAGAAGAUUGGCCCAGUCCGCCAGAACCCUUUCAUUCAGUUGGAGAAGAGGCGCAACAAGGAAUCUGCUCCAUCAGAGAGUGACCUUACCAAUGCUAAAGCCAAGCAGAUAGUGGAUCUCUAUGGGCAGAUCCCAGGCGUCCGCACCCUGUGUGCUGACAAUGUCAUCAUCAUCGAGACGGUCCCGGGGACACCACCAGCACAGCUCCCCAGUAAUCGGCACUCAACAGAGUCCAAAUCAGGGAGUGUGGAAUCCCUUAAUGAGUUGCUGGCACGACGUGGUGGCAGUGUGACAGAGAUCCGCGCUGGGGAGGUCUUCAUUGUCAAGUCAGCAUUGAGCCGCAGUGUGGAGGACCUCAAUUCUGUUGGCAGGGCUGAGUACCGGGAGUCAUUGCCGGAGGAGCGCCGAGGGAGGGUGAGCAAACUGCUGAGCCGCUUCAGCCAGGAGGACAGUGGUGGGGUGGUAACUCCUCACCCAGUGAGGUCCCUGAGUACUGAGAACCUAACAGAAAGCACCUACGUGGCAAGAAAGACAGGCUGUGCAACAGCUGAUCCCAGCCCAACCAGGCAACACCAUGACAGCACACCCAGCCCACCCCGUGACCUUCCAGGACUCACCCCACCAGUGCCCUACACUGUAGCAUCUUAUCGCAGCCAGUUUGAAGCCAAAUCAAGCAGCGGGGAAGCAUGGCCAGACAGCCCUCCGAGGCGCUCGCCAACCGGAAAAACCUGGGGGCAUGAGGCUGCCUUGCUAGAGAGAGGCCUCACAAAACAGGAGGGUGGUGACUUGGAGGCUACUUUUGAGAUCCAGCCAGCACCCCCACCAGCAUUCGUUGCUGAGGACGAUGUCCAAGGCAAGGCCUUGGCCAAUCUGCGCCUGCACUCUCGGAACUCCUUUGUGGUUGUGCCGCGACGGGCCUUGGCCUCCCCACCCCCAGAACCCAAGCAGGAAGCCAGCCCUUCUCUUUCUUCUGUCAAGCCCCCAGCCCCCACUUCCUGCUGCUCACCCGGCCGCCAGCAGCUUCUCCCGGAUGCUGAGGAGCCGCCUGAGGCAGAGGCUAUGAGACGUGGUGGUGGGAACAACAAUGCUAAGGAGGAUGUCAGGGCAGGGGGCUUGGCCCGGGCCUCAUCCCCCCACCCGGCCGUGCAGCGUCGCAGUGGCAACACUAUCACUAUCAAUCCCCGCAAGGCCCCCGCAGCACCUGUCACUGUACUGGAGAAUGGCAUUGAGGAUGUCGCCCCCCCAACCAUAGCACCGAUGAAGAAGCGCUAUCCCACGGCUGAGGAGAUCCAGGUGAUCGGAGGCUACCUCUCCCUGCAGAGAUCCUGCCUUGCAAAGAAUGACCCACAUCGGAAAAAGCUUAAGAUUUCAUUCAGCGAGAACCAGCUGGAGAGGACAUUCCAAUAUCCAUCGGAGGGCUCCCUGCUGGAAGAGUAUGGGCCUCCUGAGGAGUCAGAGCCUCUGGCCUGUACCAACCCUCAUGGGGAUGAGGAAGAGGAAGAGGAGGAGCUGCUGUUGCUUCAUCGUGGCCUCCCUAGCCUGCUGAGAACCAAACCUCUCAUUGUGGACGAGUCUUGUCGGCGGUAACCCCUUUCCUCCUCCAUCGGAGUGAACAGUGGAAUAUGCAUAAGGAGUUGUGUCAAACUCCAAAUCUUUCAACUGGAUCUUUUUAUCUCUUUCCGUCUUCCAGUGACUGCCACACCAACGAAAGAAGCCGGGGACAAGAAAGAUGAGGGAAACGUCACUUUUUCCCUGGGGCUCUGGAUGCAUUUCUUCCUUCAGAAGGAGACCAUUCCAAAAAUACCCUCCCCUCUUUGAUAUUUUUUUUCCUGUGUGACUGUGGCACUGAAAAUAGGACCUCAGAGAUCUCCUAAAUGGCAGGGGAUGCUCUGAAUCAUAUGCGAUGCUGCCCAACCUUGCUGGGAGUGGGAGUUGUCAACCUUUCCUCUUCCUUCACUGCCAGCCAACAAGGCCUCUGAUGCCACAGAGGCUUAGAUAUUUCUUAAAACCGCCAGCAGGGGAAAACACUGAACCUUGUGUACUACCCACUUCUGUGGGGUCGCAGAGUUUCAAACAAGGGCUAGCAUUAAUGAUCAUAUCUUUCUUCCUGCAAUUAUUCAAACAGUUUAAACCCUCACAGGGCUGAGGGACUUUUCUGUAUCAUCGUGUGUGUGUGUGUGUGUAAAGUAUUUGGGUAAUGCCCAUUAGGACUUAAUUGCUGCCAUGUGAGAGGAGGGUUUUUUUUUGAGGGGUGGAGGACAAACUAGUUUUGAGAGGGGACCAUUAUGUUGGCACACAGCCUAACAGUAUUGGGAAGGGCUUUGUAGGGGGGGGAGGGGUCCAACUUCAAUUUUAAAAAAGCCAUUCUGGAGGAAGGCAAUUCAAACCACCAUGGCUCUCCUUAUUCAAGCGAGAGUUGAGUUAUAAGGCAUGUUACUAGGCAAAUGGGGAGGGCUCUGGGUGUUAGAUUCAAGCAGGAGCACCAGUAUUAAGGCAUGGAACUGGGGCAAUGGGGAAGGGUUAUCUGCAUGGGGGCACAGUUAGUUGCUACUUGGGACAGUUUCUUUUCUCUGUGUGUUGAUUUCAGACAGGGACCAUUUGUCUUUGGAAGCAAAAACAAAGGGGGAGUGGUGCAGAGAUAGUAAAAUAGUGGAACCAGGCAAAAAAUGCAGCUUCCUGUUGUAGUCAUGCCCAUUUCCUGUUAGGGAUUCAUCACUCCUGUGGGAUUGAAUGAGAGGGGAUGAAGAGGAAGAGUGAAUGUUAGAAAAUGAAGUGAUAUUUUGAUAAAUAGGUUUGUUUGUUUUAAUUAUUUUACAACCCAUCUUGAUGCUGCGUGGCAUUUUGAAGUGGAAAAAGCAAUCCUAAAAAUUGGGAUCGGUUUUCAAAGAUGACUGAGUGCAGAGCAAUUGCAGCUCAGAAUACUGACAGCUCUCCAGAGGUGGCUUUGGGAUUUGGGGAAGCCUUAGACAAGAGACCACCAGGGGUCCCUUUCAUCAGUGAGGAUCACACAAACUGAAGGAGCACUCCAGAAUCCUCUUUCCGGAUGACUGAUGCAAGCAAGCCAAGCCACAAAUUCACUGACCGUUUACGUCAACUGAAGACAAUGGCAAGUUUAGUUAAGAUUAAAAGGAAAGCAAAGCUCAUGUACAUUUUUACAAAGGUGUCAUAUCCAGCUUCUUGAGUAAACUUUUUAUGGGUCUCGAGUCAGAGCUGACAUUAGGGAUCAGCAUCACUGGGCACCUGAUGAGGACUAUUUCUCAGUUGGGGAGCCACUGCCAACCCCUUGAGCCACCAAACCAUGAUGCUUGCCCUCUUUGGCAUCACUGCCUGUUUACCUGCCCUCUCUUGAGUGAGCAAGCAGUAAUUGGAGUGAAGAGAAUAUGUUUUAGCUCCUGCAUCCCCUUGGGUGGCAGUCCAUCUUGGGCUAGAGUAGAGACCAGGAACCUGUGGUCCUCUGGAUGCUAUUGGACUCCAUCUCCCAUCAGCCUUGGCCAGCAUGGUCAAUGGUAAGGAAUGAUGGCAAGUGUAGUGUGGAGGGCCGCUAUUUUGCCAUCUCUGGGCUAGACGCAGAGGGCAAGCUAAACUGGCAGUGGUGACAGUGACAAGAAGGCAAUUGGCCCACUCAGGGAAGCAGGGGCCUACUGAGGGCAUCUUGCCCAAUGCCCCCUGCCAAAAAAUAAAAAUGGAGCUACCUCAGGGCCCCUGGCAAAUACUCCACCGCAUCACCCUCUGGAGCCAGCAAUGCAACUUUUUUCAUCCUAGCUGAAGAUUUGUAACUAAGCUGGAAGCAUCCAACUUAAAUUGGCAGUGUUUCUAAAUUCUUGACCAGGAAUUCCCCACAAUUUGAAUGAAUGAAUCCUGGGUGAACUGCUCCAUUGAAUGCCUUGAGGAACGGCACAACUCAUCUGUGGGAUGGGACGCACACUGAGAGAAUGAAAGAUUGCCAAAUGUAUGAGAGCAGACAUUUGUGGCUUUAGGGAGUGCAGUGGAGAAAAUAGAGUGGACUGAGGGAACAAGAGUAUGAAUGAGUAGAAGGAGGCCGCACAGAAGGGAAGGAACAAGGAAAACAGCAUGUUUCUUCUCUCUCUCCCUUCCUUAUUUAUCUUUUAUCUGUGCACAGUUUUUGUUAUCACCCCCCCCCCCCGAAUUUUGCACUGCAGGAACAGCCGUGCCCGGAUCCCAUUGAGUGAAUGAUUGAAUAUGGCAGACAUUUCCUUUGACAGGAGGAAUGGGGUCUGCAUGAACCAGUGUAUUUGGGGUGAGGGCAGAAGCAGCUGCGUCCAGCCAUUUCCAUCAGUGUUUUUUUUAAUGUAAUUAUUAUUAACAAUAAACCAGAAUGCUGUU